Stegastes partitus (bicolor damselfish) is the source of this 2501-nucleotide messenger RNA. RefSeq names its product G protein-coupled receptor kinase 6 (gene grk6). Gene Ontology annotation, molecular function: G protein-coupled receptor kinase activity; ATP binding. Bases 189 to 1751 code for a protein of 520 amino acids. Gene Ontology annotation, biological process: protein phosphorylation; signal transduction; regulation of signal transduction. Gene Ontology annotation, cellular component: cytoplasm. The record is from RefSeq and is a predicted model, not a curated record. The transcript is spliced from 15 exons. NCBI's taxonomy places the organism in Eukaryota, Metazoa, Chordata, Actinopteri, Pomacentridae.
AGAGCGGAGGAGGGCGCGGACUGUCACCGGGCCGAGAGCUACAGCGGAGGGUUGAAUUUUUCCUCCGUGGCCGGGCGGUGGGAGGAGGUGGCGGACGGUGUUUAGGGAAGGAUAAAGUGCGAGAGAAGCCGCCGGGGGGGACCAGGAGCUCGGCGUGGCGCUGCUGCCGGGAGCCGCUCAGCAUCAACAUGGAGCUGGAGAACAUCGUGGCCAACACGGUGCUGCUCAAAGCACGGGAAGGCGGCGGCGGGAACAGAAAAGGAAAAAGCAAGAAGUGGAAGCAGAUGCUGCAGUUUCCACACGUCAGCCUGUGUGAGGAGCUGCGACAGAGUACAGAGAAGGACUACAGCAGCCUGUGUGAGCGGCAGCCCAUCGGCCGGUUACUCUUCAGGCAGUUCUGCGAGACUCGACCCGAGUUGAGACGCUGCGUCAAGUUCCUGGACGCUGUGGCCGACUACGAGGUGACGCCGGACGAGAAGAGGAAGGAGUGCGGCCAGGAACUCAUCGACAAAUACUUCGACCCAAAGUCGGAGGACCGAGUGUCCGAGGUGGAGGAGGCCAUGAUGGCUCAGUGCACCGAGCGGCUGCAGCAGGAUGCCUGCAAGGAGCUCUUCAAGGACUGCACCAAACUGAUCCACGACUACCUGAGCGUGGCGCCGUUCGCCGACUACCUCGACAGCAUGUACUACAACAGAUUCCUGCAGUGGAAGUGGCUGGAGAGACAACCGGUGACGAAAAACACGUUCAGACAGUACAGAGUUUUAGGAAAAGGCGGCUUUGGAGAAGUGUGUGCAUGUCAGGUACGAGCCACCGGGAAAAUGUACGCCUGCAAGAAGCUGGAGAAGAAGAGGAUAAAGAAGAGGAAAGGCGAGUCGAUGGCGCUCAACGAGAAGCAGAUCCUGGAGAAAGUCAACAGCAGAUUCGUUGUGAGCUUAGCGUACGCCUACGAGACGAAGGACGCCCUGUGCCUCGUGCUGACCCUCAUGAACGGCGGCGACCUGAAGUUUCACAUCUACCACAUGGGCGAGGCGGGUUUCGACGAGAGGAGGGCGAUAUUCUACUCCGCGGAGAUCUGCUGUGGCCUCGAGGAUCUGCACCGAGAGCGAAUCGUCUACAGAGACCUGAAGCCAGAGAACAUCCUGCUGGACGACCACGGCCACAUCAGGAUAUCAGAUCUGGGUUUAGCGGUUCACGUACCAGAAGGACAAACCAUCAAGGGCAGAGUGGGAACAGUGGGAUACAUGUGUAAGUACACCAUGACGUCCACUUCAAUACUGCUCUUAGCACAGCUGCUGGCCAAAGAUCCCAGCGAUCGGCUCGGCUGUCUGGGCGGUGGAGCCUCGGAGGUCAAAGCUCAUCCCAUCUUCCGCUCCAUCAACUUCAAACGGCUGGAGGCCGGCAUGCUGCAGCCGCCCUUCAUCCCCGACCCUCAGGCCAUCUACUGUAAAGACGUGUUGGACAUCGAGCAGUUCUCCACGGUCAAAGGCGUGGAACUGGAACCCAAAGACGAGUCCUUCUACAGCAAAGUGUCCACGGGCAGCGUCCCCAUCCCCUGGCAGGACGAGAUGAUCGAGACCGAGUGCUUCAUGGAGCUGAAUGUUUUCUACCAGGACGGGACGGUUCCUCCAGACCUGGACUGGAGAGGCCAGCCGUCUCCUCCGCCCAAACAGGGGCUGCUGCAGCGGCUGUUCGGCCGACAGGACUGCUGUGGUAACUGCAGCGACAGCGACGAGGAGCCCACCAGGCUGUGACCCACAAACACACAAUCUUAUUUGUUUACAACCUUUUGCACAUUUGUAUUUUACGGUAGUCCUCUCUCUGAACGUCAGAAUGUAUAUUUUCAGCCUCGCCACGAUGUUUAAUGUUAUUUAAAAGUGUGAAAAACCUGCUGUGGACGGAGACGGACGUAAAAACUUCUUCUUUUCUUUUGUUAUUGUUGUUGUUUUGGCUUUUGUUUUGUUGUUGUUAUUUGUCCGGGGAAGGCUUUGCUUUCAACUCACACACUGAACUGAGAGCCUGCUGUAGAAGUGCCUUGCUCGAGGGCACCGCGGCCGCCGAGGCAGGACCGGAACCGGCCUCCACUCCGCCGCGACCCACCUCACUGCUUUUUUUUAAAAAAAAAAUCUUGUUUUGCUGGGACGUUGUGGUUUUUCAGACUUUUGAUGCCAGAACCACAAAGUCAACACCUGCAGAUGUUUUUUAAUCGAUCUUAUUUUUAGAAAUUUUGUUUCCGACGGAUUUCUCGAGACAAUCGACUCGUCGGCUUCGGUUGCUCUCGUCGGUAAGGCGACCGCAGAGCGUCCAGCUUUACAGAAACUCUGAGAGACAAAUGAAUCGCUUUGUUGUGCCUUUGAUUUCCUCGCUGGGGUUGGACUUGUUUUUGACCUACGACACGAUUUUAAACUUUUGACCUGAACACAUUAUCGCUCUCUAAUUUCCAAAUAGUGUCUUAAGAAAUAGAUGCGUAGUUCGGUUCCAACUGUACAUGAAAUAAGUUAGAA